AUCUGAUCUACUCGUAUCAAUUCCCAAGUAUUAGACUUUGCUAUGUACUUCCGCAGCUGUACUCUAUCUGUCCUUAGUUGCAUUCAGUUGCUUUGUUAUUUCCACCUUGUGGUGUGGCACCCUGGCUGCCGGCAUUUCUUCAGCAUACUUUUAUAGCUGUGCUACAGCUGCGACGAACCUUGAAGGUUUCGUCAGAUUGUUGCCAUCACAUGUUACAACGUUGUCGUAUUAGCCUUGAACAACCUCGCAAGCAUUGUAUCGGCCGUGAAAAACAUCGUAGUCUUAUCUAUAUCUAUCCAUUCUACAUGUCACGUCGCCCCAUCCCCCGGCAGCCAUGAAGCAAUCACAGCAAGAAAUCCAUGUCGGCGGCUACAGCGACGGCGCGCCCUCCUCCGACGGUCCUCCUCCUCACCCUCAGCCCCAGCCUGCCCCACGCCGUCGUCUUAGCUGGCUUCGCAUCGUUGUCGGAGCCGUCAUCGGCGUCUGCAUUCUCGUGGGCAUCAUCAUGCUCCUCAUCUGGCUCAUCUACCGUCCCCAGACGAUCGAGGUCGCCGUCGACCGCGUGACGCUGUCCCGCUUCCUCCUGAACUCGACGACGAGCCCGCCGGUGCUCUCGUUCAACCUCACCGCCGGCCUGAUCAUCACGAACCCGAACAGACGGGCGUCCGUGAAGUACCACCUGCUGCGGGCGGAGGGGAUCUACCAGGGCCAGCGCUUCGACCGGGUCGCCCUGCCGAUGUCGUCCCAGGGAGCGAGGCGCGCCGACGCGGUGCGCGCCGUGCUCGAAGGGAGCUCGGCCCUGGGUGGCGGCAAGUCGCCGGCCGGCGUCGGCGCGGCCGGCAAUGAUGAUGAUGAUGAUGAUAACACGACGGCGGUUUACCCCGUGGACCUGUGGAUCGACGGCGUGUUGCGGUACAAGUACGGCGCGCUGAUGACGACGUCGGCGAGCACGCUGUCGGUCAAGUGCCCGCUGCUGCUGCAGCUGAUGGUGCCCUCCAGCAGUGUCGUGUGUAUUGUGAAUGGAUGAUCGCGCCUGGGGGAUGCAAGAGCAGGGUCCACGUGUGUUCCGUUUAUAUUCUAACCUCCAAAUCUUAAAUCAAUUUUUGAGAAAAAAAACUAAUAAAUCACUAGUGGCCUAGAGACA
Messenger RNA from Brachypodium distachyon (stiff brome), 1144 nucleotides. RefSeq lists its product as uncharacterized. Bases 335 to 1027 code for a protein of 230 amino acids. Gene Ontology annotation, biological process: defense response to other organism. The record is from RefSeq and is a predicted model, not a curated record. The transcript has a single exon. Lineage: Eukaryota; Viridiplantae; Streptophyta; Magnoliopsida; Poales; Poaceae.